Messenger RNA from Cottoperca gobio, 1582 nucleotides. It is a transcript of the gene trhrb, whose product is annotated as thyrotropin-releasing hormone receptor b. NCBI's taxonomy places the organism in Eukaryota, Metazoa, Chordata, Actinopteri, Perciformes, Bovichtidae. The record is from RefSeq and is a predicted model, not a curated record. Gene Ontology annotation, cellular component: membrane. Gene Ontology annotation, biological process: phospholipase C-activating G protein-coupled receptor signaling pathway. Gene Ontology annotation, molecular function: thyrotropin-releasing hormone receptor activity.
ACGGCGACGCAUCGCUUUUUACGCACAACACGACCGCGGCGUUACACCGGAGUCCGAGCAGCUCUUUGUCACAUUAUGGUAGUUUCAUGUGCGACACACGGCUGGGUGCAAUUCUGAGCUUUUUGAAAUCGACAUACACUUUUCCCGGACCUGCAGAGUUGAUUGAUCUCUCGCUUCUGUCGCGCGUAAAACCUGUGUGCUCGUAAAUUUGAGCUAAAACAUCAAGAUGGAAAACUUUACUACAGCUCCAGAGAUGAACCACACUUUGGGGCUUUGGACGGCCCACAGCAUCCAGUACAAAGUGAUAAGUAGUUUGCUGCUCUUCGUCAUUUGCGCUUUAGGAGUCGUUGGAAACGUUAUGGUCAUCCUGGUGGUGCUCACUACCAAACACAUGAGGACUCCAACCAACUGCUACCUGGUGAGUUUGGCGGUUGCUGAUCUGAUGGUGCUGUCAGCGGCUGGUUUACCCACAAUCACAGAGAGCAUCUUUGGAUGCUGGGUGUUUGGCCACUAUGGGUGCCUCUGCAUCACCUACUUUCAGUAUCUCGGGAUCAACGCCUCCUCUUGCUCCAUAACAUCCUUCACCAUAGAGAGAUACAUCGCCAUCUGUCAUCCGAUUAAAGCUCAGUUUCUGUGCACCCUCUCCAGAGCCAAAAAGAUAAUUUUGUGCGUCUGGGCUUUUACUUCUUUGUACUGUGUGAUGUGGUUCUACCUGUCAGACAUCCAGGAGCUGGUGUACGACAACAUCACCAUCAUCAUGUGCGGGUACAGAGUCCCCAGGAAGUUUUAUUUGCCCAUUUAUUUCUUUGAUUUCGGAGUCUUUUUCGUGUUGCCGCUGCUGCUGUCCGCGGUGUUGUACGGACUCAUCGCCAGGAUCCUCUUCCUGAACCCGCUUCCCUCCAACCCCAAAGACAAGAAGAAGAACGGACUCAACAACCAGAGCAACAUCAAGAAAACCAGCUGCAAGAACUCCCGUCACUCCAGCUCCACCGCGACCUCCCGCAGACAGGUGACCAAGAUGCUGGCUGUAGUGGUGAUCUUGUUCGCCACGCUCUGGAUGCCAUACCGCACUCUGGUGGUGGUCAACUCCUUCCUGGACCCAGCCUACUUGGACAACUGGUUCCUGCUUUUCUGCCGGAUCUGCAUCUACCUCAACAGCGCCAUCAACCCGGUCAUCUACAACGCCAUGUCUCAGAAGUUCCGCGCCGCUUUCCGCAAGAUCUGCCGCUGCGGCAGGAAAGGCUCAGAUAAGCCCACCGCCUACAGCGUGGCGCUCACGUACAGCGCGGUCAAGGACACGUCGAUGGUGGAGAGCACCGACCCCUUCACUACAGAGCUGGAGGAGCUCACCGCCACGGACGAACUGCUGUCUGAACAGAAAGCGAUGUUCCCUGAACCUUGUGUGAAUUUCAGCGACGCCUGAGCUUCGUUUGGAAAGGGUCAAUUGGGGAUUCAAGAGUCUGAAAAUGUUGCUUAAUGGAGUCUGUUAAGUGGAAAUAUGGUUUCCUGAGUGCCUGGUGACCUUUUCAAAGCCAGGCUGCUUCAGCACACAGAUUACAGCCACUGAUGCGUAAUAACAGUG